AAGAGGUUAGGGUUAAGAGCGAGAGUGAUAUUGAGCGUAAGUUAGAGUUGUUUGAAGAUCCUGACUACAUCCCUCCCCCAUUGAGGAGAUGUCUUCUAAGGAAACACUGAGCAUUGAGGGGAAUGAGGAACUAAGGAUGUUGGAGUACAAUGAUAUAAGCAUUGAGAGUGAAUCAUCUGGGUCUGAGCGGACAGAGGGAGGGGUAGGGAGAAAUGAGGUUGUUGAGGUUGGGGCAGAAGAGGGCCUUCCUCCAUUAAGGGAUGGAAGGAAAAAUUUUUUCUUUGUUGAUGACACCGAAUGGGAUAGGGGAGACGCGGAGGUAGAGUUCUUGUCUACUUGGAAGGCUAAAAAGGCCAACCAAAAUAAAUAUAGUUUAAAUAGUGAUGAGGAGGAAGAAGUAGAGAAGCUAGUGAGAAGGGAGGGUGACAUAAUAGAUAUUAUGUUUCUCACCAGCUCAGAUGUUAUAGAAGCGGCUGAGUUUUAUGGGUCGAGCGCACUAAGCGAAGCUGAAAUGGACAUGUUUCUCAAUGCUGCUGGAGAUGGGCACCUAGAGAAUGGGCAGAUGUCAAGCACAGAACCCCAAGUUGCAGAGGAAGUGGAGCUGAGGUCCAAGAGGAAGAGGGAUGAGGUGGAUCAAGCUCAGAAAAAGAAAAGGAGGAUGGAGGAGGAGGUCAGGGGGGACAAGGUAGUGGAGUUUGUACCUCAUCUUGCACCUGUUGAGCUUGAUCCGGACCUCAGAGAGACCGAGAACUUCAUCAACGCUUUUGUUCCUGAGGUGGAUCACUAUGAAGCGAGGGAAGAAGUCUUGCUGCAUAGAGGGACCUUAGUUGUGAGGCAUGCUCUGGAGACUGCAACUUGGGUUAAUGCGUUAGCGCAAGAAUUCCUAGAGCUGGUGAAGGAGCAUAACAACCUACAAAAGGAAAGGGAUGAGCUGUUGAAGAAGAAUGGUGAAAUGAAAAGGGAACUGGAUAUAGUGGUACCAGCAGUGACGAGCUUACAAAAGGAGAGAGAUACACUGAAGACGAUUCUCUCAUUCGAGGAGAAGAAAAGGAGAAUGUGCGAAGAGGAAAAUGAAGCACAAGAGGAGGAAAUAAGGAGGAUAAGAGAAUCCGAGGUGGAACUCAAGAAGAAAGUCCAACUGCUGGUCCACAAUGGGAUGGAGGAGCAUAUCGGAAACUUUAUUAACUCCGGCACAUUUGACAACGUCGAAGGGGUGGAGGAGAACGGUGAAAGCCUGUCAGCAGAUUUCCAACCUCAAAUUAAGCUGAGGUGGGAUCAUGAUGAAGAAGGAGGCUCUGUUUUUCCUCCCAACUUUGACUUCGAGUUUGUAGCAGUGGUGGAAGAGGAAGGAGAAGCAGAAGGGGCUGAAGUUGAGAAGAGUCAGCCACCUCCUCCCGUAGAGGUGCAUCUAGUUCCCUCAAAAGAACAGCAGCCACUUCUCCCAGCAGAGCAGUAGCCACACCAGCCACCUCCUCCAGUGGAUUAGUUUAGGGAUUUUUUUAUUUUUAUUGUUUGAUUUAUGUAUUCAAAAUUUGGACAAUGAUUAAUGUACAAGCUUUUUUGAUUAAUUUCAAGGAAAAUUUUUGAGUUAAUUUGAUUAUUUAUUUUGUGCUUGUAAAGAUUGAGAUAAGUAAAUCACUUCGAAUAUGAACUAGGAAUAAGUGAAAUUCAAAUGU
Rubroshorea leprosula is the source of this 1676-nucleotide messenger RNA. Lineage: Eukaryota; Viridiplantae; Streptophyta; Magnoliopsida; Malvales; Dipterocarpaceae. The record is from the annotation of a GenBank genome assembly.